This is a messenger RNA of Annulohypoxylon maeteangense, 2443 nucleotides long. Its product is annotated as LMBR1-like membrane protein-domain-containing protein. The record is from RefSeq and is a predicted model, not a curated record. The transcript has a single exon. Gene Ontology annotation, biological process: protein localization to vacuole. The coding region runs from base 215 to 2017 and encodes 600 amino acids. NCBI's taxonomy places the organism in Eukaryota, Fungi, Ascomycota, Sordariomycetes, Xylariales, Hypoxylaceae. Gene Ontology annotation, cellular component: vacuolar membrane.
CGAAAAGCUCCAUCAUAAUUAUUCCGUACAUCGUGCAUCAACAACAACGCGACAUUCCAAUCUUCCAUUUUCUCUGAGCAACGCGGGGUAAAUUUGCCUGCGUCCGGCUUACUUCUUCCAAUGUCCACUUCUUAUUUACUAUUUUGAUUUCUACACUCCUCAGUCGUAGUUACAAGAACAUACCUAUGAUAUUGUCUGCAUCUGCAUCGUUAAAAUGGCUGCCCAAGGCUACGUUCAAACUUCCCUCAUCUGGGUGGCUUAUGCCGUCGCAGUUGUCUUGGCCUUAAUUGUCGCCAGUAUCACCACAUUUACGUGGCAGACACCUCGCGAACGAUCCGCGGUCGUAAGCAUUGUCGCCAUCAUCGGUCUUACAUCCAUCCUCGCGACCGUCCUCCUUCUCCCUGUCGACAUCGCCCUUGUCUCAUCCACUACGUCCACCCACCUCGGUGCCAAGAAACACUGGGCCACUUCCGAUCGUAUCGACAACAUCACCUUCACUCUUAAGGUUGUCUACUAUUGUCUCUACAGCUUCGACGCUCUUCUAUGUCUUCUCAUCAUUCCCUUCUCGUACUUUUGGUAUGAGGAAUACGAUGAAGUCGAGGAGCAGGAGGGUAACCAGACCUUCGGCAGUCGUCUCUGGGGCGCCUUCAAGUACACCAUCGCCUUCAUACUCUUGGUCGUAAUUAUCUUCCUCGUCGGCUUCUUCGUUCCUGCUGCCGGAUCCCGCGGCGGUGGCGAUCAUCUCGAUCUUGACUUCUUCAAGCGACUCCUCGACGAGAACCAUGGCGAGAAGGCACUUACAUUCGGCGUGGGUCUACUGAUUACACUGGGUACGCUAUUGUAUAUUCUAUAUACUGGAGCUGGUCUCGCGCUUUUCCCAGUCUCGUUCAUCAAGUCCGCCCCGUCCGUAUCCGCACCGCAAUUGUCCGAGAAUACCGCGUCCCAGUUGGAGCAGAACAGGGAGCGUCAACGACAAAUUGAGAUGCGUAACGCUGGCCGACCGGAAGGAAUGCCGCACAAGGAUCGACGCGAGCUAGAAGCCCUCGCUCGCGAAGAGCGCACCCUCGUCCGACGUGAACGACUCGCCGCUGAAGCUCAGGGAGAAGGCAAGAGUUUCGUUGUGAAGCUAUGGUCAAAGAUCUGCGCCGUAUUCCGACCACUCAAGCUCAUUGGAGGAAUUCUUCUCAUCGUUCUUGCACUGCUUAUCUGGGUCUCUAUGCUGAUCACUGGAAUCGACAAGGCUGCCAACUCUGUCUGCAAGGAGCACUGCGGAUAUAUCCUCGCGCAUAUCAACGUCUUCCAGCCUAUCAACUGGAUCUUCGUGCAGACCGCCAAGGCCUUCCCCGUCGACUAUGUUCUCAUGGCCUUACUAAUCCUACUAUUCUUCAGCAGCUCCAUCUCCGGCGUGGCAGCUAUCGGUAUCCGUUUCCUCUGGUUGCGUAUCUUCCAGAUCCGCAAAGGCCGAACGAUGCCUCAGGCUCUACUCAUCGCGACGGUUAUGCUAGCGCUAAUGAUGCUUGGGAUUAACUAUGCGGUAGCUAUGAUGGUGGCGCCCCAGUACGCGAGUUUCGGCACCCAGACGUUCUGCGAUUUACCUCCCCGCUUCCCGUUCUCGAGCCCCGACUGUCGCGAUACCCCCGAGGCCGUCAAGCCCUGCUCCGAGUGGGCGGACUCACGAUCACACAAUGGCAAGAAUCUGCAGCAGGUCUGCACACCGACUGUCAUGUCUACAUUCCUGAAUCGUGUUACGCUCAACUGGCCCGUAUUCGGCGCCGUAGCUUUCUGGGCCCAGUUCGUGUUCCUAGGUGUCUUCCUCCUGGUAUUCCUCACAAGCUUGUUCCGCGCCCCGCGACUCAAUCUCAGCGAGAUUGACGAAGAGGCAGAGGCCGACGAGGAAGAGGGACUGCUGGCCAGCACGGGACGUCGCUUCGGCGCUACGUGGCAGGAUAUCACGGGCCGCCCGAAGACUGGUCCUCAUGGAAGUGGAAGUGGGAACGGCGCUGGGUCGAGUGCGUAAGUUGAUUGCCGGCUCACUUAGGUACCAAAGUUGUCCAUGUAUUCUAUAUGGUACCACGGCAUGAAGCAUAUUUACCCACGCACGAAGGAAGGGGAAGUUGGUACAGAAUGAAUGGUUUUAGCUGGCUAGUUUCCCCUAGGUCACAUGGAUGCAAAAAGGGGGACGGGACAAUUACCCCCAGGGACACAUGUACGGAGUAUCAGGUUCUACGGAGAGCAAUAUGGACGGCGUCGUGAUUGAUUGAUUACUUGAGAUUGUACUACUGGUUUGCAACGAGGUUACGGAUAGGUUCCUAGGCUAGGGUAAAAUAGGACAUGGACAUACGGAAGAAUUUCCGGUAUAUUAUCAUGGCUUGAAAGUGAUACCUACGGUUUUGUAAGGCAUUAGUCGUAUUGGCAUCGCCAUUCGUAGCGUAGGAUUGAUUGA